Ixodes scapularis (black-legged tick) is the source of this 423-nucleotide messenger RNA. RefSeq names its product G-protein coupled receptor GRL101-like. Gene Ontology annotation, molecular function: protein binding. The record is from RefSeq and is a predicted model, not a curated record. NCBI's taxonomy places the organism in Eukaryota, Metazoa, Arthropoda, Arachnida, Ixodida, Ixodidae.
AUGAAUGCUUUUGUAGAUGUAACAGCUAAGAUAAAACCGCCUGUGAACUCGUCAGUGAACUGCGGUGCUGUUCUGGAGGAUUCCGAAGGAGCCAUUGCGUCGCCAAACCAUCCCUUCUACUACGGCCAAGACAAGAGCUGCUGGUGGAAGAUUUUGCCUCCUCCGGGAAAGCACGUCUGGCUCAGCUUCAUUAUUUUCGACCUGGCUCAGCGGGAGGCCUCCUCCAGAGCUGGACAAUGCCAGGACCAGCUACUCCUCUACCCAGGGCACAGCGCAAAGAGCAACUGUUCCGACUCCAUUCUGUCUCCGAACGGCCACACUUUUCCUAAGGAAAUCAUCUCCAACGGACCCAUGGAGAUCCACCUCAAGACCUGCUUUCGUUACUCCCUGAGCAGAUUCAGCGGCUUCUAUGCCACCUACAAA